CCCAUUUCUCUCCACUAAUAUUCCCUCUGCACUCAACUAAUGCAUAAAGCUGUCUGAACUCAGCAGCAGCAGUUGGAGUUCGGAGAAAUUAAGGUAACAUAGACACAAUCAUGUCGCAUCACAACUGCUGCAAUAAACAGAAGGUGAAGAGGGGGCUUUGGUCUCCUGAGGAAGAUGAGAAACUCAUCAACUACAUCUCCACCUACGGCCAUGGCUGCUGGAGCACUGUUCCUCGACUCGCAGGAUUGCAAAGAUGCGGAAAAAGCUGCAGGCUUAGAUGGAUCAACUACCUGAGGCCUGAUCUCAAGAGAGGGAACUUCACACCUCAAGAAGCUGCUCUCAUCAUCGAGCUCCAUCGAUUCUUGGGAAACAGAUGGGCUCAAAUUGCGAGGUAUCUCCCGGGGCGAACUGACAACGAGGUGAAGAACUUCUGGAACUCGAGCAUCAAGAAAAAAAUCAUGACCCAUCACAACAUGGUACUGGCUAACUCAAACCCCCAAAAUCCCAAUUUGACAUCCCCAAAUCCCCAAAUUGAGCAAACAAACCCUAAUCCCCAAAUCGAGCAACCCUUCCCAAUCGACCAAUUGGCGAACUACCACCCCAAUUUAGCCCUAAUUCACCACCAAUCAGCCCCAAUUCCACUCGAUCCCUCACCUCCCGAGCUCCACCCAUGGCCAAUUUCGCUCAAUCAAGCCAUGCGACAAGAUCACAGCGCCGCCGCAUUGUUCGGCUUCGCCGACGGCGGCGGCUACGAUCACGACGCCGCCGUGAUGGAGGCUCUGAUGCCGGAGCUGGCGAGAGGGUACGAAUUUGGGGCUUCUGCGAUUAACGCUGCUGUUUGGCAAGAGCAAGGCGUUGGUGGGCUCGAUCCGCUCUACCAAAACCAAAUCAGGAGCAUUUCGACUCUGAUGGAGGCGUUUGUGCCUCCGCCGGAGCCGGCGUCGGCGUUGGUACGGCCGGUUUCGUACCUGCCGCCGCUUCCGGGGUAUCGGAUGGCGGAUCUGCCGUGAUCGGAAUUGAAGCUCGGAAUAUUUAUGAACUUGUUUUAUUGUUCUAUGAUUUGGUCAUGAAUUAUGUAUAUUUAUGUUUUCAAUAAUCAGACUCUUUUUUUAUGCA
Salvia hispanica is the source of this 1116-nucleotide messenger RNA. RefSeq lists its product as uncharacterized. NCBI's taxonomy places the organism in Eukaryota, Viridiplantae, Streptophyta, Magnoliopsida, Lamiales, Lamiaceae. The record is from RefSeq and is a predicted model, not a curated record.